Lolium perenne is the source of this 1557-nucleotide messenger RNA. RefSeq lists its product as uncharacterized. Gene Ontology annotation, molecular function: DNA binding; DNA topoisomerase type II (double strand cut, ATP-hydrolyzing) activity; ATP binding. The record is from RefSeq and is a predicted model, not a curated record. Lineage: Eukaryota; Viridiplantae; Streptophyta; Magnoliopsida; Poales; Poaceae. Gene Ontology annotation, cellular component: nucleus. Gene Ontology annotation, biological process: sister chromatid segregation; resolution of meiotic recombination intermediates.
UUCACUCCGAUCACGAUUUGAACUCGAAAACGUACGACUGCAAGUCUACAACCCCUCUUCCUUAUCGUCGCAGCAACACCAGGUCGAAGCCCCGCUACCUUUCUUCGACCCAGAUACAACGGCGGGCCGUGAAGUGACGGCACCACUCCAGCAACGGCGGCGACUGCAAAAUUCGAACCCCUCGCUAGAGCGGUUCCAGAUUUCGGAGGGGUUGGAGCGAAUCCGGUCUCAGCUCUACAGAUUGAGAGGCUUGGUCUCUAUCCAUCCAUUCUCCCUCCACCGGAGAUCGGGUCCCCGGUACACUUUUUCGAUCCUGAUACAACGGCGGCCGUGAAGUGAAGGCACGACUGCAGCGACGAGACGCAGCACGGCAGCCACCCGGCCCUCGGCCCCUCGCCUGAUCGGGAUUGGGAUUCGAGUGAAUCCGGUCUUGGUUCUACAGAUUGGGGCUUGAUCUCUAUCUGAAAAAUACGGACGCAAUGCUAGAAACUUAUGAAAAACUGCUAAAGCAAGUCGAUAACAGAGCUAGGUUCCUUGCUGGUGUUCUCAGUGGUGACAUCCAAUGCAUCAACAGGAAGAAAAACGAGCUACGGCAAGAGUUCAUUGAAAAGGGAUUUGAUCCCCUCCCGAAGGAGGGGCAACCCGUUGUCAUACGACCAACAGGAGUCAAGGAAGAUGCCAGUGAUUAUGACUAUCUCACCAAAAUGUCAGUUUCUAGCUUAACCGAGGAGUACCUGGAGCAUCUUCUGGUACUAAAGAAGAGACUUGAAAUAAAAGUUGGACUCCUACGGAAAGCUGCAGCAGAAUAUCUGAAAUCUGAAAAGGAACCAAGGUUGCUUGACACAAAUUACACAAAAGCUCCAUCAGAUAGAGAUAACAUGGCUGCCAAGGACAGUCAGGUAUUUGAAGCAGCUCCUAGGAGGCAGUAUAAAAGAACUGCUUCCCAUUCUCUUGAGGAAAGUGCAAUGCUGAUGGAUGGUGAUGAGAAUGAGGCUCUCGAGCUUAAAGAUCAGUCCCAAGAACAUACAGAAACUGAAUGGUCACAAAAGCAAGAAAGAAAGAAACAGAGGAAAGGACCAAAGAAGCAGAGAAAGGAAUCAAGUGAAACAGGCACACCAAUACAUUGCUGCCCUGCACUGGAUUUUCGGGGCCACGACAAAUCAGGGGACGGCUUCCUCGUGGAAGAAAUUAAGAGAAUAUCAAGUGGUUUAGAUGGGAUUGAGAUUACCCACUGUAGAUCAAAGUAUGGUAGCUCACGAGUUGGCUAAAUUAAGCUUCCGCGGUGCAUCUGUGUCUCUUUGCCAUGAGGGCCUACUGUAGUUUCCCUUGUCGCUUGCUGAUGUAAAGCCCUUUCUGAUUAUUACAUAUCAGUCUUUCUCCAGAGUGAUGCAUUAUUACUAUAAGUGACGAAUUGUAGUUAAAUGCUGCUUACUCUGCCUAGUAGAUAAGCUAAUGAAAGAGUAUUAGUGGUGUAGGAGAAUCUGAUCAGGGGUUAUGUUGGAGGUUGUGGCUAUGUUGUUCUUUUGUAGCACCAAUCUUCUGUGUGAAGAUUUAUCA